AUGGACGAUGCGUGGUUCCACACCCUCACAUCGGCGCCGGCGGUCGCAAAAGAGAAGCCUCAGCAUAAACGACGGGCUUCCCUGUUGCAGCAACCUGCCGAAGAGAAAGCUGAUGGGGCGAUAGAGCCUAUUCAGGAAGUUACUGAAGACGACAGCCCGUGGAUCGGGCCUCCCAAGGCGUCCCUAGCACGACGAGCGCAGAGCUACAGCGACUUCUACCAUGCCGUGCAUGCGUACGCCGAGAACGAGCCACUCUAUCGGAGGAAGCAGAGCCUCUCUGGGCAGCAGGAGACGGGAGCAAGUCGAUCAGAGUUGGACUUCGAGGCAGAGUUCGGACAGCUGGAAGAGAGCUUGCUGGACAACAGCCAUUGGGGCUAUCAUUCAUACCAAGAACAGCUGGAGCUGUCAGACACACAUCUCGGGAACCUACUUGCGUCCACAGCAGAGUCGCUGUCUGUGCUCUCGACCCUCUCGAACUCCUUCAAAGCGGUGGAAGCUCAGACGGAAGCAUUUCGCCAGCAGUGCGAAUCACUCAUCGGCGAACAACGACGUCUCACUGCGCUCGCAGACGCUCUGGACGAGAAUGCACAGUACUAUGCAUAUCUGGACCCCAUGACCAGGCGGCUCAAUGCGCCGGGCGCAGCGAAUCUCGUAAAAGGCAAGGACUUUCCCGAGAUGCUAUCGAACCUCGACAACUGUCUUGCGUACAUGGAGUCACAUCCAAAGCACAAGGAGUCAGCGACGUACCGCAGUCGAUAUCGUCUUCUGCUUACACGAGGCCUGACUCUGAUAAGACAUCACUUUACCAAGUCUCUCGGAGAGAUUGCUGCCGAUAUCAGCAAGAGGGUCCAAAGUGGUCAGCUCAAAGACACUACGCACUCUGCGCUGUUGUACGCCAAGUUCAGAGUUCCAGCUCCUGAACUCAAGGCUCUCGGACUUGAGAUCCAGAAACGCGCCGUGCUCACUCCAGACGAUGUGGAUGCUGGUCGCGAGCCGGAAUAUCUCGGUCUGCUUCGUGAGCUGUACCAGUCGUAUGCUGCCACGCGUGGCCGUCUGAUCCUACCACUCGUUGCUAAGAAGAUGGCCGAGCUCGCAGCCAGUCCGCAGCAUACGGAUGUCAUGUCGUUCGCGAAGACGGCUGUCAGCUUCAUACGCGGCAUCUGCCUGGACGAGUACGACUUGUGGUUCGAAUGGUUCGAGACUGACGGCGCCUUGUACGAGUUCUUGGAGAGCUUGAUGGAACCCAUGUAUGACUACCUUCGACCAAAGACGAUACAUGAGACCAAGAUGGAGAUGCUGUGUGAUCUAUGUGCCAUGAUACAGGGUCGUUACACGGAAACAGAGUCUGACGACGAGGACGAUCUUGACAAUGCUGUGGUAAGCCCCUCGGUUCAUGGCAGACCUAUUGGUAGGAAGCUUGACUUUGCAAGCCUGAUACAACCUGCCCUCGAAGACGCGCAGACACGGCUUGUCUUUCUGGCCAUGAACGUGUUGCGAGACGGUAUAGAGAACUACAAGCCCAAACCUGAAGAUCUCGAGAUCUCGCCACGAAAAGCAAUGACUGGGACCAACGGACACAAGAAGGGACCAGUAAUGUCUGGCAAGCGCAAUCAGUCCAAGCCUGACAUCCGGGUGCCGAAAACGCCAACCGCAGUCGACAACGACGACGAAGACGGUGAAAGUAUGUUGAGCAAGCGCUUUGCUUCGGAACAGCCGACGACUGUCAGCAGACAUUGGUACCCGACCCUCCGCAAAGCCAUAUGGCUGCUGCGCCGGAUCUACCGUCUGGUGAACAGUACCGUCUUUGACGACUUGGCACAUCACAUUGUCCAUUCAACUAUCACUUCCUUGGUCUACGCCAGCCAUCAAGUUGGAAGCAAAAAGUCGCCUCAAGAUGGACAGCUCUUCCUCAUUAUCCACUUCUUACACCUGAAACAGCAGAUCGUCGCUUUUGACAUCGAGUUCAGCCCGCCCGAAGUUGAGUUCGACUUCUCGUCUGUGACCAACACUUUCUACGAGCUCCGGGAAAGAGGCAGUCUAUGGAAUCCUGCAUCUUGGGUACGGCUGGUCGGCGGUGCCGUUGGCGGCGGCCUGCUUCCGAAAGUCGUGGAGAACAUGCUUGAUGCAAAGGCUGAGCUGGACGGCAGGCUGAGAACAGUAAUCAACGACUUUGUCAACGGCUACGCCUCGCAUAUCACAGCACCUGUAGAGACUACAACCGUCGCUCAACAGAAGGACGAUUUUGACCCACUCAAGGCAGUGCGUACUGUUCGUGGCCUGGCGGAGAAAGACGUUCCUGCCCUAAGGGCGAAGCUCGACGAGUUUGUGGACGAUGCGAGGACAAGAGAGACGCUUGUUGCCGCUGUGCGGGAUCAAGUCAUCACGACUUACGAGGACUUCUUCGACACCUAUAGCGAGGGGAAAGGUAAGAAGAUCAGCAAGAAGGGCAAGGCAAGAGAGGAUGAGGUCUGGGGCCCUGACCUAUUCAAUGAUGCUAUGGAGCAUUUGUUUCAGGUUGGGCAAGUUGUUGGUGAUGAUGGGAAUGACAGCGGUGGAAGUGGCGAUAUCAGUGAUUGA
Molecule: messenger RNA, 2577 nt
Organism: Fulvia fulva
Lineage: Eukaryota; Fungi; Ascomycota; Dothideomycetes; Mycosphaerellales; Mycosphaerellaceae
Product: Conserved oligomeric Golgi complex subunit 3
Exons: 2
Coding region: 1-2577 (858 amino acids)
Biological process (GO): intra-Golgi vesicle-mediated transport; autophagy; Golgi organization
Cellular component (GO): cis-Golgi network; membrane; COG complex
Source: RefSeq, a predicted model, not a curated record